AUACGUCAUUGUCAUUUGCCAAAACAAAUGCACGUGUGACAGCACAUUUACAGUAUAUAGUUUUAUGGAAGUAAUUUUAUAAUUCACAAUAAAAAUGGGUAAAAGAAAGUACGAUAACGAAUCCUGCGAAGUGACAAAGAAAAAUAGAAGUGACAGUCAUUCAGAAGGAAAUAAUAAUAUGGAUGUCGAUGCAGAACAACCUCAAAAUGAAGAGGAUUCUGAAAUUGAAACCACAAAAUCAUCGAAAUCUCAAUUAUUUGAUGUUAAACACUUCAGAAAGGAACUAGUAGGAAAACAAGGACAAACUAUGGCUUUGACACAGUUUCUUCAAGUCUGUCUCAAUCCAGAUUGUGAUGUGGAUUACAUGUUUAAGUACCUAAAGGCCGGAGGGAACUCUCAUGAGAUAUUGAGACAGAUAACACAAGACAAUAAAAAGAAUUUAACUCUGGCUACACCAGCUUUUCAUCUCUUUCACUUAAUCAUACUAAAAGUGCAAUCUUCACUUCCACACAUGAUAGCCAUUACAGAGGAAGCUUGUCGGUACUUCUUGAAUACAUUUAUUCCAACCAUUGAAAUCAUGGUAAGUGAGAAUUCAGGUCCACGUCAUAGAAAAAUUGUCUUAAAUCUACUUACAUCCAUGGUGACGUUAAACUCUGAAUUAGGUGUAGAAAUUCUUAAUCAAGUACCUUUGACACCUAAAAAUUUACAACAUGUUGUUGAGAAGCCGAAUUAUAAAGAGAAAGACAAUGUCAGAACGGCAUUUGUACAUUUUAUGACAUCAUUUCUUGUCGACGGUCAUUUGCCUCUGACAAAAGCAUUGCUUGAAAAACAAGGUCUACUGUCAUUAGUCAUCCCUGGAUUGGUUCAAGAUGAGGCAGAUGCCGUACUGAUGUUCCUGAAUAUAUUAAAAAAGAAUGUCAUUGACAAUACUUUCAUUUCUAAAACAUUAAAAUUAAAAACAUUCAGUCAUCAAGUUUUACACAAUUUAUUCAGAUUGUUUACAUGGAAAGGACCUCCAGAAUCAAGUAAUGAAAACAAAGAUGAGUCUCGAAAUGAGAUAAUGACAUUAUUGUCUGAUAUUAUACUCACAUUGUUCACAUCCCAUAAGCUCGGAAUUUAUUUCAUCGACCCAACAUUGGGCACCAGUGAUGUAAAUAAAAAUCAAAACCUUUACAAGGCUAUGCAAUCAUUAAAAAGACCUUGGGAAAAUGAAUUUCAAUCUGAGGCUGUUCUUCAGAUAGUCUACAAGUGUCCUGACCUUCACAGAGCACUUAUUAAUGUCAUAGAACCAAGUUUCCAGCCACAGCAUUCACUUAUUUGGGAGAGAACAACAGAUUUUAUUUUAAAACUACUGGACAAACUGAAACCUGAAGAAAUGGUGACAAGGUUAAACAAUCUGAAUCCUCACCAGACUGCAAAUUUCAUAAGAUUCGUAACAAUGCCGGUACCUUUAUUGAAAUUAAUAAACACAGGUAUCGGAAAAGAUCAGACGAUUUCUUUCUACUGCAUUAAGGUACUUGUAAAAAUGUUGCAAACAUUGAAAAGGUAUAUGCAAAUUAUCGAAUUGGAUGACUCAAAUGUUAAGAUCCUAGAGCUUAAAAACAAACUUGAAAAUUUCCUGCCUAAACACAUGCCAGCUCCAAAUUUAAUAGUAUCCUUGAUUAACGACAUUAUUGAUGAUAAAGUAAGUGAGGAAACACCACAAGACUACAAACUACCAGCACAAAAUAAAGCAGAUUCACUGCUAUCUUUACUAGAGCUGCUGUUGCUUUAUAAUUAUCUAUACCCAGCCUCCAUCGAGACUAUUGAAGGCACUAUUAAUAUGAAGAAGAUUUUAGAUAUUUCCACUACACUUUCGUCUGGUCAUAUUUCCCUUUUGAAAUUUAAAAUAGUUUCUCUAUGGCUCGCAUUAGAUAGUUCUGUGUUGACAUUGCAAAAUUCAAUGUUUAAAGAUUUGUUUUUAAUGAUGUUGGACAUAUUUACGAAUGAUGAAGACGAUACAUGGGUGGAAGCGAAAGAUACCUUGUACAUGUUCUUUAAGAAUACUGAAAUAUUCGAAGCCGAUGAAGACGAAAUACAUUUGAUUCUUUAUACGUUAAAAAACAGUGAAGUAAAUCCUAUAUCCUUGAUAGGAGAUGUUAUUGAACAUGUAUUAAAAAAUAAGAAUGAAUUAUCAGAGUACAUAAAAAACCAAAUGGUUAAUUUUGAGAUUUCAGACGGAAAUAGUAUGACGAAUUUAGAUAAACUAUUUAAUGAUUUGAUGCACGGUAAAACGAUCGAGGACAGUUUUUUCUUAGAAAAUAAAAUGCCUUCGACGUUCAUUGUAGGUUGCAUACAAUAUAUACAAAAUAACAAGGAUGCUAAAACUCAUUUAAAAUCAUUUUUAUGUCUGUACAUAGCUAAUUUGCUACACAGUAACUAUUCACCUCAGCUCACAGAAGUUCUAAUGAGUGAUUCUAAAUUAGAUAUCAGAACUUAUAUUGCUGAAUGGACAGUUAGACCAGUUUGUUUUCCAGAAAAUAAAAGCAAUGAUGUUACAUUAAUAAAUAUAUCAAAAUCUGUAAUUGGAAAUGAAGAUAUACCUUUAACAAAUAUAUUUCCGUCAUUAGUAGAAUCAUCAGAUGAAAUUGAUUUGUCUAUAAUGGGUGUGAACUACAAAAUAGAUGUAACAAAACAGAUAAAUAGUUCGGAUUUGUACAUAUGGUCGAAAUAUCUUAUGUUUUGUAUUGUAAGAUUGACAAAUAUGGAUAAUCUUACACGGGAACAGCAAAAGAAGAUUUUAAACUAUUUCGAAAUUAUUAUUUCACUAGGAAAACGACACCUCAUGCUCAAUAUUUGCAGGAGUAUUGUACUGAAUAUGUUUAAGAAUGCCCAUUUCCUUAAAAUAUUCCAACCGAUCGAUUUAAACAAGAAAUCAUCAAAUAUUUUGGCCACUGAACUACUUGUUAAUAUAAUAGAAAAGAAUAGGGAUAUUAUAAAUUAUCUCAAUAGAAAACAUUUUCUUCUAAAGUCAUAUCAACAAAAAACUUACAACGAAAUUGUAAAAUGUUUCAUUAAAAUUAAGAAAAGGAAAACAGUUAACAGUGAACUAACUAAACGAGUUCUAGAAACCGUGGGUCUGUCUAAAGAUGAUGAUUUAAAAGUAUUUGAGAGUAUAUUUUCUGCUGAUACAGAAGUUUGCUUCAAGGAAGACAAAGAACCGAGUCUCAUACUGGAAUUGCUCUGUGUAUUGAUUAAUAAAUAUUCCGAUUCGAUUUCAUUAGAAUUAUCUAAUGAUGUUCUGACAAAAUGUAUGGAUUUAUAUGGAAAAUUGUUGUCCUUGAAAGAGAUUAUACCAAAUUUAACUAGUAUAGAGGAGUCGUUAGUAAAGUAUUUCGAAAAUAAACCACAUCAAGCUCAAAGUGUGAAUGAGGAACAUUUUAAAAAGUUGUUUUACGCGAACGCAAUUAGAAAAACAACAUCGUUGUUAGCUUAUACGAUUCUGAAAUUUAACAACAAAUUUUGUGACAUUUUUAAAGGAGAAAUGAACAGAGCUGAAAUACUCAGCCAAAGGGAAAUAACUUUACCAUUAGGUAACGCUAUAAUUGAUCAUAAUCAGUAUCUAUCAGACAACAAAGAAAUACUUACUAUGAUUUAUAAUGAAUAUAAAUCAAAUAUCAACAAGUUCUUAGAGAAACCACAUAAAGCUGGUCAAGUUUACUUAAAUUCUUCGAAGUUUAUUAGAAAAUUGCUCAUUGAAUGUAUGGAGUUAAAUGAUUGCCAGAAACUAUUUUCGAAGAGCCAUAAAUUUGAAACAGUUGAACUAAGCCAUGUCCACUUAAUGCAGACCGUGUUUUUGAAGUUAUGCCUCUCGAAAGAUGGUCACAAAAAGGAAUAUCUAAUUAAUUACUUGUUAUCCAUGUUAAAUACAACAACAUUAGCGGUUAAAGAUAAUAAAGACGCUAAUGUUGUAAGUGAAUUAGUUUCCAGUGUCAGUGAUGUGAUACAAAUAUGUAAAACAAAUGAAAAUUUCCAAGUGGACCAGAAAGAAGAGUUCAAAAAGUUGAUAGAGAGUGCAAUAUGGCAAAAUUUCUGUAAAGCCGUCCUUAAAGAUUCUUUGAAAAUAAGAACAGCCGUGCAAGAGAACAUAACUGGACCAAAACUUCUAUCAUUGCUUUCAUCCCUUGUGAAAUUAUUUUAUCCAAGCGAUCAUGAAGAUAUCGUGACACUAUUCGACAUGGUGACGUCACAUUCGGAGUUUUUAAACGUCAUGUUAAGUAAUUACAGUCCAGAUAUAAAGUCGCGUCUUUUAGAGUUUUUGAACGUUCUUAUAUCUACGAAUAAGUCUGUUAUGAAAACUCCACAAAUACCUGUAUAUUUGAGUGCAUACCGCGCCACGCGGAGCCCGAGUGAUAGAUUGAUAUUAACGAUACUAAAGUUUUACGAAAGUAAUGAUUUGCCUGUCAAUGAAUAUAAACCCUACCUUUGGGGAGAUUCGGCAGCAAACCAUUAUGCAAUCAGAAAGAACAGAACGUCAACAUUAUGGAGUCAUCCAACACCUAACCAAGUUAUUAAUUUACUGGAUAAAGAUAUAAUUGAAAAGACCGUUAGACUUUUCCCUGUAAAGCAAAAAUUGGAAUAUAAUUACGAGUUACCCUCCCAAAACUCAUAUAAAAAUAGUUUAAUGAAGAGUUAUCUCGACGGAGCUUUACGCGAUGUCAAAUCUAAAUCAAAUACUAAAGAUACGGAAGAGGCUAUCAAAAAUUUACUGUUAAAAGACGAUUACCGUAAAAUUUUAGCUGAAGCACAAACAGACGUCGUUUCAAUCUCACACGAAGAAAAUAAUGAAGGGAUAUACGACCCCUGCUUUUUGUAUCCUCUUUUGAGUCAUCUCCUGGCUCCAGGCUCCGUGGCUUCCUGUUUUAAGCUGCUAAGAACGGGUCUCCUGUCCGUGCCGGUGAUGGGACUCAGUUCGCAUUGUCCGCUGAUGCGCGCGGCGGCUUAUCAUGUUUUGCAUAGAUUCUGUUUGUUGCUGGAAACUGAGACGAGACACAAAAAUGACAAACUACUUCUAAUGGAUUUCAUUACAACAUUGCGUCAAAGUUUAUCUACCGCGAUCAAAGAUGCAGCUGCCGAAGGCGAAUUGAAGGAUAUUAAAAAUCCAAAACUACCUGCAACCGGUGCUUUAUACUUAGCCAAAGCCCUUUUAGUAGUAACUUCACCAUCUGAACCACUCUAUAAGCCAGUUAACAAUUUCCUAAUCGCAAAACAAUUUGUUGACCUGACUAUUGUCCCAGAUUUCCUAAGCCUCUUUCAUGAUAGCAAUGUAGAAGCGAUGGACAGAAGAAAUUGGAUUCUCGAUGUCAUAAGAGACGGAACGAAAUCCAUGACCGAUGUCAACGUAGUGUUCAAAACUAUGUGUCUGAAAAUGAUAUUUGAUUUCUAUAAUACAGUCAUGGCGGACAGGAAGACGAAGGCGAAAAUAUUAGGCGCGCUAAACUCAAUUGUUUCGAUACCUAGAGCUUUCGAAAUUUUGGUCGAGGGUUACGGGUUCAUGUCCUGGUUGCAUUAUGUGGUUCGUAAUGUUAAGAAAGAGGAUAAAACUAUCGUGAAAGAAACGUUCGCUUUGAUCGUGAACAUGAUUCAUAGUUUGGGUGUCAAUAUUUUUGCUAAACAUUGUGCAAAGUUCGGUGUUAAUGGUAGUGUUGAAGGUUUAUAUGAUUUUAAAAUUAAAAGCGAUGUGGAAUAUGAGAUUUUAAGUAUUGUUUAUGAUUUGCUGCCUCACACUGAUUUGUUAGAAUUUGAUGAUGUUGUUUCUUAUAUUAAACUAUACAACUCAAUUACCAAAAGGUCGAUUAAGUUUUUAUCGAAGAAGCAAAUAACUAAUAUUGUGAUUAAAUGUAGCGAGCGUUGUAAAAAAUCUGAGAGUGUAAAGUUAAUUAAUCAGGCGGUACUUAUGAAUAAUCCCAUCUUGUUAAGUAGCAAGAAUCUUACAAACUCGAUUACACCUGAAUCAAGUCUAAUAAAUGAACUCGUACAGCUUGUACAUACAUAUGUCGUUUCAUAAGCAGUGUUUAGUUUAAGACUACAUUGAAAAUAUAAAUGAUUAUUGAUU
Vanessa tameamea is the source of this 6094-nucleotide messenger RNA. RefSeq names its product nucleolar pre-ribosomal-associated protein 1. The record is from RefSeq and is a predicted model, not a curated record. Gene Ontology annotation, cellular component: nucleolus. Lineage: Eukaryota; Metazoa; Arthropoda; Insecta; Lepidoptera; Nymphalidae. Gene Ontology annotation, biological process: maturation of LSU-rRNA from tricistronic rRNA transcript (SSU-rRNA, 5.8S rRNA, LSU-rRNA); maturation of 5.8S rRNA from tricistronic rRNA transcript (SSU-rRNA, 5.8S rRNA, LSU-rRNA). The transcript has 3 exons. Bases 95 to 6046 code for a protein of 1983 amino acids.